AUGGGCUGCAAAUUCUGCUGGGGAGAAGCCAGGGGAGAGAGAAAGCAGCCGCUGGACCAGGCUGCCCCGUGUCUGUUUGGCUUUGCCGAUGUCCAGACUUCAUUUUAUGGCAGAUUCAGGCACUUCUUGGACAUCAUUGAUCCGCGCACCCUCUUUGUUACUGAGAGUCGUCUGAAGGAGGCUGUGCAGUUGUUGGAGGAUUACAAGCAUGGGACUUUGCCCCCUGGAGUCACCAACAAAGAGCUGUGGGGAGCUCAAAAAAUAAAGCAGGCCAUCAUCCACCCCGAUACGAACGAGACCAUCUUCAUGCCUUUCCGAAUGUCAGGUUACAUUCCCUUUGGAACACCCAUCGUUGUUGGUCUUCUCUUGCCCAACCAGACGCUGGCAUCCACUGUGUUUUGGCAGUGGUUGAAUCAGAGCCACAAUGCCUGCGUCAACUAUGCAAACCGCAACGCGACAAAGCCUUCUCCGACAUCCAAGUUCAUCCAGGGCUACUUGGGAGCUGUCAUAAGUGCUGUCUCAAUAGCAGUGGGCCUUAAUGUUCUGGUUCAGAGAGCAAACAAGUUUACCCCCGCCACUCGUCUCUUGAUCCAGAGGUUUGUGCCGUUCCCUGCUGUCG
Leptosomus discolor (cuckoo roller) is the source of this 619-nucleotide messenger RNA. The record is from RefSeq and is a predicted model, not a curated record. NCBI's taxonomy places the organism in Eukaryota, Metazoa, Chordata, Aves, Leptosomiformes, Leptosomidae.